Messenger RNA from Bacillus rossius redtenbacheri, 4619 nucleotides. Its product is annotated as protein-tyrosine sulfotransferase-like. Bases 895 to 1953 code for a protein of 352 amino acids. NCBI's taxonomy places the organism in Eukaryota, Metazoa, Arthropoda, Insecta, Phasmatodea, Bacillidae. Gene Ontology annotation, biological process: peptidyl-tyrosine sulfation. The transcript has 7 exons. The record is from RefSeq and is a predicted model, not a curated record. Gene Ontology annotation, molecular function: protein-tyrosine sulfotransferase activity. Gene Ontology annotation, cellular component: Golgi apparatus.
UUUUGGUCAUUAUUCCUAUUGUUUUUUUUCCCAUUAUAUUUAUAAAAAAAUUACAUGUUGGUGUAUACAUGUAAUUCAUAUUUGAAAUAGGCGAGAGAAAAGCGUUAGAUUCAAAAGAUUAUUGGAUGAAAAAAAAAAGUACUUUUAAUCAUUGAAUUAAUGUCACGUAUAAAAAAAAAUAUAAGGAAAAAUAUGUGCCUGCUUCCUCUGGAUGUGCAAGUAUAGUUGGGAGUUUGUCAAAAGAAAAGCAGAAAACAGUUGACACUGUCUCUUCGUACACAAGUUUUUACUCAGAGCUGCCUGUAUGUGUGUACACACCGCUACACAAACAUUAGCUUGUGUUUCUUUAGAUUAAUGAAGCACUAACAUCUCGCAGUGUUUUUCAGGAUGAGCUGAGUGCAUGGCAUUACACAUGUCGCCCCACUCACUGGCAGCAAUCAAAUCAAAAUGUCUGACCCCUGCAGUAAUCAGUGCCUGAUACGUUCAUUGAUAAGAAUUUCGCUAAACAUUUUAUCUGCCGGUGAUAAUUCGUAAGUACAAUCUGGAGGUUUACUUCAGAGGUUAUGAUAAAGUUCAGUUUGAGGAGAAACAGAUGAGGCCAGCUUCAUUAAACAGAAACGUGAAUUUUUUCGAAAGCUUGUAAAAAAAAAAAAUGUUUUGGUAAGAUGUAAUCCUUGAUGUUUUUUUGUGUUUCAUUUAAUCGUCACCAAAAAUGCCACGGUUUUAUUUUCAUAUAAAUAAAUAAUUGUAGCAUUUGCUCAUGUCUAAAAAAAAGGUGUAUGUCUACGAAGUGACAUACUAGCACUACAGAACCAUUCCCAACAGCUGGACUUCUGGGUAGGCGGGCGUAUCAAGGGUUGAAGGUCCGCCCUGCUCGCCCGACAUGAGACGGACAUGAGUUACGCGGAGUGCCGACUGUUUCUGUGCGUGGGCGUGGGGCUGUGCCUUGUCUGGGCCGCCCUGCGACUUGUGCCCGCCCCGUGUCGCCCCGAAGACAGUCCGCGCACGGCGUACCAGCAGGUCCCCACCUUAGUGAGGGAGGGGAGAGUGUAUGCAUACAGCCGAGACAUGCCGCUGAUAUUCAUCGGCGGGGCACCUCGCUCGGGAGCCACGCUGAUGCGUGUCAUGCUUGACGCUCACCCGGACGUCAGAUGUGGGCCGGACUCUCAUGUCAUUCCACUUAUUCUGGAGAUGAAGUCCCGCUGGCUUCGAUCUCGAGAGAGAGUGACGCUUGAAGAAGCAGGUCUCUCUAAAGAGGUGAUCAACUCCGCGAUCGCAGCGUUUGCGCUGGAGAUCAUCACGCGGCACGGCGACCCGGCGCCCCGGCUGUGCGACAAGGACCCUCUGACGCUCAAGUCCGCCAGCUACCUGGCCGAGCUCUUCCCUCGGGCCAGGUUCAUCUUCAUGGUGCGCGACGGGCGCGCCACCGUGCACUCCAUCAUGUCUCGGCAGGCGGCCGUCCCGGGCUUCAGCCUGGGCAGCUACCGCCGGUGCCUCGAGGACUGGAACAAGGCCGUCGGCCGGAUGCAUGCCCAGUGCCGCGAGGUGGGCGCGGGCCGCUGCCUGGUCGUCCCGUACGAGCAGCUUGUGCUGCGCCCGCGCGGCUGGAUGGAGCGGAUCCUCGGCUUCCUCGACGUGCCGUGGGACGAGUCCGUGCUGCACCACGAGGAGCAUGUCAACAAGCCGGGUGGGGUUGUGGUUCCCAGAUCGGAGGAAUCGAUGGACCAGGUGAUCAAGCCGGUCAGCUCGGAUGCGCUGACCAAGUGGGUGGGGCACAUCCCCCGGGAUGUCGUCCGAGACAUGGCGCAGAUCGCACCCAUGCUCUCCGUCCUGGGGUACGACCCCCACGACAACUUCCCGCGGUACGGGACUCCUGACGCGGCGGUCGCGGGGAACACCAGUAGCGUCCGAGGCCGAGACAAACCUACGAGGAGCGAGGACGACGCAGACUGAACGGUGGAUGUGGCCUUACAUUUGCUCCAGUACUGCCAACUGCAGAGAAAUUGUAAAGCUGAAUCGUUCCGAGUUUGGUUUCCGAGGCAUUGUGCUUUCAUCUUCUUCUGCCUUUGAUGCUAAAGGGAGAAAAAACAAACAGAAGAAAGAAGUAAAUAAGUGUUAGACAAACAUCUUUUCCUUAGUACAUACAGUGGAACCUCAUUAUUACGUACUAGGGGUGUGUGUGAAUAUUUGUAAACAUAAAUACAUAGUUAUGAACAGCAAUAAAUAAACUAUUCAGAUAUGGAGGUUGAAUAUCAAAAAUUAAAAAUGUGAAUACUUAGGUACAUGCACGUCUGUUUUGUUUCCUAUGGUUGUUCCAAAUGCUUCGUUUUUCACAAGCCUUUAAUGUUGUAGUUCCUAAUAUAUCAAUGUAUUCAUAUUCACACGUACCUAUUUUUAUAAAGUUUAUCCCCAAAAAUUUAAAUAAUUAACUACAUAUCUUCAUUAAACAAACAUGUCUCUAUAGCUUGACAGUAGAAAGUAAAUACAACACCAAUUCCAAAUGAACCACAAUGUUAGCAAAAAUGUCAACAUCUUCCGUAUUUUUUAUGAACGUUUGCCUUCAUUUGUAAAAUUUUAAAAUUAUUCUCCAUCAUUUGUAAAAUGUCAAAUAUUUCAAACAUUUUAUUCUAUUAUAACCUUUAAUGUACUUGUUUUAUCACAGUUAAUCACAAAGUUUUGACUGUCACUGCUGUGUGAGGCUAUAAUGAAAAUAAUUUCCAGUGCUUUGAAAUAAAUAUUUUUUUGUUUUACCCUUGAAUCCAUUUUGUAUUUUGGUAACAUAACAGAACAAUAGGUAACAUAUUCUUAAAUGUUUAAUAUUUCCAUAAAAAUUUGUACGUGAUAAGCUACCACAUAACUAUGCUACCUGAACCAGUUUUUUUAAGCAGUUGAUUGAUCAUAGAAAAAAAAUCUUGUUUACAAAGUCUAUAAAAACCCGCCAUGGUACACUCGUGUAGGCAGCCAUUUUUUUUUUGGAUACUGGGUAAGCCUAACCUUAGUUGCAUUAGUUAAAAGCGUAAAAAUGGUGAUUAACAUUUUUAAAUAAAGUUAAUUCAUGUGAAUAACCAUAAAUGGAUAUUGGGCAAAGUAAUGGAGAGUCAUGUUUAAAACAUGAUGAACCAAAUACAUCUACAAAGAAUAGUGGAAUUUGGUACUUUUUCACCGGCAACAAGAAAAGCGGCAGAAUAUAAAACGUGCCACUAAGUUCUGAAAACUUCAACAGGUAACCUUUUUUAAAUUAUAAUUUAUGCAUUUCUUGAACAUGUUUUUUUGUAACUCAAUAUGUAUCUGCAAGGUUGCUAUGUACUUCAAUUCACGCUAACACAUGCUAAGUAAGUGUGGCCUUCUUAUGUUUAGUUUCUGUGCUCUGUUUACUCAUAUUUAUUUAAAAAAUUUUAAAAAUAUUUUAGGUUCUACAAAUACUCUAAGUAACCAUUUAUCUGCAAGAUACAAAAAGGAAUAUACACUUUACACUUCUGAGCAGAUCGUUGCUGGAUCAGCCAAAAAAGAAGAAAUUUUCUAAAGAAAGCAAAGGAACAAUCAAUCACAUCACACUUGAUGCUGAAAUGGACCGUCAGUUCGAAAGCAGCAGAAUGAGUUAAGUAUAAAUUGCAAAAUUCAUUGUUUUAGACUUACACCCGUACAGUGUCAUUGAGGAAGAUGGAUUUAGUGAGGUGAUUAAAGAUGCUUAUCCAAGAUACACUCCUGUACAAUAUAUUCGAGAAAAAUGGUGCCAAGUUUAUUACUGUCAACCAAGGCAGGAUUUAAGACAUAACUAGAUGAAGACAGGGUAAAAUAUAAAAAUGUUCAAUCGUUUUCUCUGACCACUGAUUUUAGGAGGUCCAGGGCAGAGUUUGUUUUUCAACAGACGGUAAUGUAUUCAAUAGCAGGCGAGAAGUAUUACAUCACAACAAUGUUAAACAAUUAAUUUUCCUUUAUGAGAAUUUGCAAAAAAAUAAAAUGAAUUAUGGAGACUCAAGUGAAAUAAAAUGUGUGAAAUUGAACUUAGAAUCAAUAAAAAAACAUAUUUUUCUUGCUUACAAAAUGUGUCCAGGAAUUGUUUUCAAAAGAAUGUUGAUGACAUGAAGUGGAAAGCAAUUUUUCCCUUCUCUUUUAUGCUUUUUAGAUUAUUUAUAGACUUGACACAUUAAAUUUGUAUUUUUUUUUAAAUCAUAACUACAACUUAUUUGUCAUGUAGUAAGACUAAACACAAUUUUGUUACUACUGAGUUUGCAGAGAGGCAUAAAAUGUUAUCAAAAACAAUAGAAAAAAGGGUUUGCAAUAUUUUUAUUCAUUGUCAAUUUAUUUAGCUAAUUAUUAUAAUUUGAUAGCAUUCAAGAAAUUCUUUAACUAUGUUAAAGGAAAAAAAAUAUAUAGAAACUGGGUAUCUAGUUUCUUUCAAAUUAAGUUUACAGCAAAAUGAAUAAAACCAACACAAAAUAUGACUACUAUUCGGUUUGAAAAUACAUACGUAUUUAAACAUAACAGUCCACUAUUAGCACACUCCUAAUAAAGUAUUUUCCACUUAAGAUUUUUAUUUUCAGAUCCCUUCAGGAUUUUUCAUAUACACAUAGUGGCAGUUCAGUAUAAAGUACAUUCAUUACUAAGAACAAAAAAAA